Messenger RNA from Populus trichocarpa (black cottonwood), 3221 nucleotides. RefSeq lists its product as uncharacterized. Bases 1 to 2763 code for a protein of 920 amino acids. The transcript is spliced from 2 exons. The record is from RefSeq and is a predicted model, not a curated record. Lineage: Eukaryota; Viridiplantae; Streptophyta; Magnoliopsida; Malpighiales; Salicaceae.
AUGAGUGAAUCCUCAUCUAGUGAACCUUCAAACCAUGAACAAGUCCAAGCCAUCACUACCCUUAGAAGUGGAAAGAUUGUUGACAAAGCUAUAGGUUUUGAGAUUCCUAGAGGUAUUGUGGAGGAGAAAUCUAAGGAAAGUGAAGAGGAAAUCAAAACACAAGUGACAAAUGAGAGCUUGAGUGACAAAGAAGGGAAACCUAAACAUGAUCUUAUGAACUCAGAAAUCUAUGAAUUGUUCAAACAAGUGAAAGUCAACAUUCCACUCCUUGAUGCAAUUAAACAAGUCCCAUCUUAUGCAAAGUUCCUCAAGGACUUAUGCACAGUCAAAAGGAGAUUGAAUGUGAAAGAAAGAGCCUUUCUAACUGAACAUGCUAGUGCCAUCAUCCAGUUUAAGACCCCUCCCAAAUACAAAGAUCCUGGUUGUCCUACCGUUUCAUGCAUUAUUGGAAGUCAUAAGAUAGACCAAGCUUUGUUGGAUUUAGGAGCAAGUGUGAAUUUGAUACCCUACACUGUUUACGAACAGUUAGGUUUAGGAGAAAUCAAGCCUACUCGAAUCACCCUUCAAUUAGCUGAUAGGUCAAUCAAGAUUCCCAGGGGUAUUGUUGAGGAUGUGUUGGUCCAAGUAGAUAAAUUCUACUUUCCUGUUGAUUUUGUAGUGCUAGACACCGCACCAAUUCAAGGUUCUAAUGCUCCCAUCCCAGUCAUCUUAGGUAGACCUUUCCUAGCUACAUCCAAUGCUUUAAUCAACUGUAGGAAUGGGGUGAUGAAAUUGUCUUUUGGGAAUAUGACUGUGGAGAUGAACAUAUUCAUUGUUUCCAAACAAAUUGGUGAACAUGAGGACAUUAGAGAGGUGGAUUUGAUCCAAACAGUUUGUCAAGAACACUUUGAGAGAGAGUGGAUCAAGGAUCCAUUGGAGAGAACUUUAAUUCAUGAUGAAAGAUUUUGUUCUUUGGAAUGUGUUGAUGAGGAAGUAAGAGAACUCGAGACUUAUCUAGAUCCAAUGCCUAUUAUGUCAAUAGGUCAAUGGACCCCAUCGUUUGAGCCUUUGAUUUCACCCCAAGUGAAAGUUGAGGCAUCUCUUGUCCAACCUUAUAAACCAGAAAGGAAGCCUUUACCAAGUGAUCUUAAGUAUGCUUUUCUAGGGGAAGAUGAAUCAUAUCCUAUUGUGAUUUCAUCAAAACUUAGCAUAGAGCAGGAACAAGAACUUUUGAGAGUGGUGAGAAAACACAAGAAAGCAAUUGGGUGGACUAUUACUGACUUGAAAGGAAUUAGCCCUCUUUUAUGUACACAUAGAAUCUAUCUUGAAGAAGAGGCUAAAUCUGUGAGGCAAAUGCAAAGACGAUUGAACCCAAACAUGAAGGAAGUAGUAAGAGGUGAAGUGCUUAAGCUACUUGAUGCAGGUAUCAUUUACCCCAUUGCAAACUCAAAAUGGGUUAGUCCAACCCAAGUUGUCCCUAAAAAAUCUGGAGUCACGGUAGUGAAGAAUGAAAAUAAUGAGCUAGUACCAACUAGAAUCCAAACUGGAUGGCGUAUGUGCAUUGAUUAUCGUAAGUUGAACAUGGUGACUAGGAAGGACCAUUUUCCACUUCCAUUUUUAGACCAAGUGCUUGAAAGAGUAGCUGGAAGAGCUUUCUAUUAUUUUCUUGAUGGAUACUCAGGUUACAACCAAAUUGAGAUUUCCUUAGAAGACCAAGAAAAAACCACUUUCACUUGUCCUUUUGGUACCUAUGCUUAUAGAAGAAUGCCUUUUGGCUUGUGUAAUGCACCAGCCACUUUUCAAAGAUGUAUGAUGAGUAUCUUUAGUGACAUGGUGGAAAAUUUUUUGGAAGUUUUCAUGGAUGAUUUUUCAGUUUAUGGGGAUUCUUAUGAGUUGUGUCUAAUGCAUUUGGAAAAAGUUCUUGAAAGGUGUGAGGAGAGCAAUCUUGUACUCAAUUGGGAGAAGUGUCAUUUUAUGGUGACACAUGGCAUUGUUUUAGGUCACAUUGUCUCUUCAAAAGGGAUAGAGGUAGAUAAGUCAAAGGUUGAAGUCAUUCAAAAAUUACCUACCCCUCGAACUGUGAAAGAUGUGAGAUCCUUUUUAGGACACGCUGGUUUUUACCGAAGAUUCAUUCAUUCUUUUAGUACCAUUGCCACACCAUUGUGUAACUUGUUGUCACAAGAUGUUCAAUUUGAUUGGACAUCAAAAUGUCAAGAAGCUUUUGAAAAGCUUAAAGGGUUGUUGACCACUGCACCAAUCAUGCAAGCUCCUGAUUGGUCUUUACCAUUUGAACUGAUGUGUGAUGCUAGUGAUUUUGCAGUAGGGGCUGUUUUAGGGCAAAGAAAAGAUAAGAAGCCUCAUGUCAUUUAUUAUGCUAGCAAAACUUUGAAUGAUGCUCAAUUGAAUUACACUACAACUGAAAAAGAACUGUUAGCUGUGGUAUUUGCAUUGGACAAGUUUCGGUCUUAUUUGGUUGGAUCUGUUGUUAUUGUUUUCACUGAUCAUGCAGCAUUGAAAUACUUGCUCACAAAACAAGAUGCCAAGCCACGUUUGAUUCGAUGGAUCCUCCUACUCCAAGAGUUUAACCUUGAAAUUCGAGAUAAAAAGGGAGUAGAGAAUGUAGUGGCUGAUCAUUUGUCCCGUCUUUCAAGCUAUGAGACCACAAUUGAUGAAUCUCCAAUAAAUGAAUUCUUUGCUGAUGAAAAUUUAUUUUGUGCAGGUACUGUUUCCUACAUUGGCUCUCCAUGGUAUGCUGACAUAGCAAAUUACCUAGCCACAAGUUAGAUUCCUUCUCAUUGGUCUAAACUUGACAAACAAAAAUUCUUGCGCAACGUGCGUACCUUUUUUUGGGAUGACCCCUACCUAUUUAAAUACUGCCCUGACCAAAUUGUUAGGCGGUGCAUCCCUGAUCAUGAAAUUCCAAGUGUAAUUAAUUUUUGUCAUGCAUUAGCCUGUGGUGGGCAUUUCUCUUCCAAGAAAACCACUGCCAAGAUCUUGCAGUGUGGUUUUUAUUGGCCCACCAUGUUCAAAGAUGUCCAUGCCUUCUGUGUUGCAUGUGACCGAUGCCAACAACUAGGUAACCUCACUAGGCGUAACAUGAUGCCCCUAAACCCCAUUUUUGUUUUGGAAAUAUUUGAUUGUUGGGGGAUUGAUUUCAUGGGACCUUUUCCAAGUUCAUUUGGUUACCAAUUCAUCCUUGUAGCUGUUGAUUAUGUGUCUAAAUGGGUGGAGGCCAUUGCAUC